AUGGCCAACUUUGAUUCUACAGGCAAAUCUGUUAAUCAACCCCGUGGAGAACUUUCGAGCUGCUCCUAUUUGUCUGAAACUUAUGACUUAUUAGAGGCGCCAAUGCAGCCUCUUGAUAAAAAGCAGCAAACUCGACUUUGGCAGCAAAAUCAGUAUCUUGCGGAUUCUGGCAUACAAUCUGCAUUAACUACUCACACACCCAGUAUUAAUAGCAAGGGAAAUUUGGAUGAAAUUGAACCCGAAGAAAGCAUCCUGAGUCAGGCCUCCGGCCCUUAUGUUCCUGCUUGGUCAUCUAGUGGACCUAUGUCUGUCUAUCCAUCGGAGUCUUGCCUACUUUCCCCUGGCACUCCGAGUGCUAGCAGUAUCAUUGGGAUGGAUCACAACAGCGAAGUCACUGGUAUGCCCUGCUCCAGAUCCGAUGCAACAAUGGAUAUGAGGGGAAAUAAGAUAUCCGAUCUUGACACCGAUGAAGCUGAAAACGCAAUUCCUGAACUCGUGCGACUUAUCAAAGAUGAAGAUGACAAGUUUGUAAUCUAUCAGGCUUCUACAAUGGUGUUUCAUUUGAGCAAAUCAGAGGCUAUCGAUGCCUUAAUCCAGUCCAAGGAAAUGAUUUCGUGCAUCCUUUCGGCACUUGAUCCUACUGGUGAUCCAGAGACUGUCAGACUUCUGGCUGGUACACUCUACAAUAUGUCACAAACUCAAACUGGUCUCAAGGAAAUUUUUCUUGCUAAUUGCGUACCUUGCCUCGUGGGACUUCUUAACUCCCCUGUUGAGUCUGUCUUGUUUUACGCCAUAACAACUCUCCACAACCUUUUACUUCAUCAAGAAGGUGCCAAGGCAGUUGUGCGACAAAGUGGAUGCCUGCAGAAACUGACUUCUUUACUGCAAAAGAACAACAUCAAGUUCCUUACGAUUUGCACUGACUGCCUGCAGAUUCUUGCUUACAGCCAUCAGGAGAGCAAACUCCAGAUUCUUGCUGGAGGUGGUCCUACUGAGCUCAUCCGCAUUUUGAAUACCUACCAAUACGAGAAGUUACUCUGGACCACUGCACGCGUUCUAAAAGUUCUUAGUGUCUGUACUUCGAACAAACCAGUGAUAAUUGAAGCUGGUGGGAUGGAGGCUUUGGCAAAGCAUCUAAAUAAUACUAGCUCUCGUCUGGUGCUUAAUUGUCUGUGGACGCUUCGUAACCUCUCCGAUGCUGCCACCAAAUUGAACGACCUCCAGCCCAUCCUCCAGACUGUUGUUCAGCUCCUUGGCAGCAAUGAUCUGAACAUCGUCACUUGCGCUGCUGGAAUUCUCUCCAAUCUAACGUGUAAUAAUAGCGCUAACAAGCUAAUUGUUUAUAGGAGGGGAGGUCUGCGUGGCCUGCUGCACGCUUUGGGGCACUGUCAUGCAAAGGAGGAAAUCCUGGAGCCCAGUAUGUGUGCACUGCGCCAUCUAACAAGUCGACACGAAGAGGAAGAGAAGGCACGUAAUGAAUUCGUAACCCAGCUCGGUGGUCACAUUCCCGUUGCCCACGUUCUGCACGCCGCGACGGCGGGUGUAUGUCCUGAACUCGGUCUCGUCUGUCAGCCGCCGCACAAUCCUCUCACUUCGUGGACCCUUAUCAAGGCGGUGGUGGGUUUACUACGCAACCUCUCCAUGAAUGUCGAUAACCACCGACCUAUGCUCGAGGCCGGAAUUGUUGCUGGUCUUUCUGUCCUCCUCUACGCCACGCAGUACGAAAUCUCAAAGGUGAGUAUGGUUCCUCAUACUGCGUGUCCCUAUUAA
Messenger RNA from Hydatigera taeniaeformis, 1770 nucleotides. The record is from the annotation of a GenBank genome assembly. Lineage: Eukaryota; Metazoa; Platyhelminthes; Cestoda; Cyclophyllidea; Taeniidae.